Molecule: messenger RNA, 2513 nt
Organism: Acipenser ruthenus (sterlet)
Lineage: Eukaryota; Metazoa; Chordata; Actinopteri; Acipenseriformes; Acipenseridae
Product: protocadherin alpha-8-like
Exons: 1
Coding region: 114-2513 (799 amino acids)
Biological process (GO): homophilic cell-cell adhesion
Cellular component (GO): plasma membrane
Molecular function (GO): calcium ion binding
Source: RefSeq, a predicted model, not a curated record
ACGAUGCAUAACUGUGGCAGGCAUUUUGUUUAAUAGUAAUGGUGAGUCUGAGGUGAUCUGUCCUUGACAUAGGAAUACACUGGAUUGUAUACAUCUCUAAAUACUUCUGCAAUAUGUCAGACCUAAGAGAAUCAAUGGGGAUUUAUUGUGUUUUUCUGCUGCUGCCUUGCCUUUGGAAUCUUGUUUCUGGACAAAUCAUCUACUCUGUUGCAGAAGAAUCAGAUCAGGGGACCUUUGUUGGAAAUAUAGCUAAGGAUUUGCAUCUCAGUGUCCAAGAACUAGAAUCUCGUAUGUUUCGGAUUGUUUCUGGAUCCAAGAAGCGGUAUUUUGAGGUAAAUUUAAACACUGGCAUUCUGUUUGUUAAUGAAAGAAUCGACAGAGAGGAGCUGUGCCCUAAUACUCUCACCUGCUCUGUAAAUUUAGAAGCUAUUGCUGACAAUCCAUUAAAUUUAUACCGUGUUAAAAUAAGUAUUUUGGAUAUCAAUGACAAUUCACCCGUGUUCCCUGUUAAAUCACUGCAGUUAGACAUUGCUGAGUCAACGUUGCCAGGAGCACGAUUUCCAUUGGAGAGUGCUCAUGAUCCAGAUAUAGGCACCAACUCUGUAAAUACAUAUGAAAUCAGUCCUAAUGAAUACUUUAUUCUAGAUUUACAGACUGAUAGUGAUCAAAGUAGAUCUGCUGAGUUGAUUCUACAGAAAGCUUUAGAUCGAGAGACACAGCCUCUGAUUCAACUUGUGCUGACAGCUAUUGAUGGAGGAAACCCACCUCAAUCUGGAACCUCACUGGUUAUUGUGAAAGUGUUGGAUAUCAAUGACAAUGCACCUGUUUUUAGCAGUUCAGUCUAUAAGGUCAGUGUAUUUGAAAAUGUAACACAUGGAUCUACAAUAAUGAUGCUCAAUGCAACAGAUAUGGAUGAAGGCAUAAAUGGAGAUAUUGUUUAUUCUUUCAGUAACAAAGUUCUGAAAAACAUUUUAGAUACAUUUGACAUCAAUUCUAACACUGGCAAAAUUACAGUUAUAGAUAAACUGGAUUUUGAGGAAAAUAAUGUUUAUGAAAUUCGUGUUAAAGCUCAGGACAAAGGUCAUAGCCAAAUGGCUGGACACUGUAAAGUGUUGGUUGAAGUGAUUGAUCUCAAUGAUAACGCUCCUGAAAUAACUGUAACAUCUCUUGUGAGCACCGUCAAGGAGGACUCUAAGAGGGGCACAGUGAUUGCUCUCAUUACUGUUUCAGACAAAGAUGGUGGCAACAACGGGAAGGUUAAAUGUCAACUUUCUGGAACCACCCCCUUUAAACUACAAGCCUCCUAUGAAAAUGAUUAUUCUUUAACCCUAGAGGGAGUUCUAGAUCGAGAAAGUGUAUCUGAGUACAAUAUCACUAUUACAGCAACAGAUGAAGGAACUCCUCCACUUUCCAGCUCCAAAGUUAUCAGUGUCCACGUUUCAGAUGUAAACGACAAUGCACCACUUUUCCCACAGUCUCCUCUUGAGGUUUAUUUAAAGGAAAACCGUCCAAUUGGAUCUCUUAUAUUCACUGCGUCUGCGUCUGACGCCGAUGUAAACGAGAAUGCUCAAGUGACAUACUCUUUAUUAGAAUCUGUAAUCCAGGGAGUACCAGUCUCUACUUUAAUUAAUGUGAACUCUGUGAGUGGGGAAAUCUAUGGAAUGAAAUCUUUUGAUUAUGAGGAAUGUAAAACAUUCCAGUUUCAUAUUGAAGCUAAGGAUUCUGGUUCCCCUUCACAAAGCAGCAACAUGACUGUGAACCUGUUUAUUCUUGAUGACAAUGACAAUACUCCUGAGAUUCUCUUGCCAUAUUCUAACCUCGGCCUCACUAAUACUGAAAAUAUCCCAUACUCUGCUAAUGCUGGAUAUUUUGUUGCCAAGAUACGGGCUUUUGAUGCUGAUUCUGGAUACAACGCAUGGCUUUCUUAUCACAUUGUGGAACCCAAAAGAACCGAUCUUUUCAGUGUAAGUCUUUACUCUGGGGAAAUUAGAACAAAACGAAUUUUGGGAGAUAAUGACCCCAAAGAACAGAAUUUGGUAAUUGUGGUUCAGGACAACGGAGAACCACCGUUAUCAGCCACUGUGACCCUGACUAUACUGGUUAGCGACAGCACUCAAGAACAGCAUUCAGAAUUCAGGCAAAUGCCAACAAAGGACAAUGAUUUCUCGGAUUUAAAUUCAUAUUUACUCAUCUCAAUUGUCUGUAUAUCAAUUAUAUUUUUAUUGACUCUUCUUACUUUCAUUGUCAUUAAAUGCCAGAGGACACAGAACAGUUUGAACAGGUAUAGCACACCUAUGAUUUCCUCUUACCCUGAUGGAACCUGGGGUUAUUGUAAAACCCAGCGCUGUGACGUGCGUCUAAGCUCAGAGACUUCAAAGAGCGAGUUCGUGGUUUGUAACACCCAGUUUGGGAAUCAAAAUGGGGAUAAUAUAUAUAACAACGGGACAAACUCAAUUAAACAGGCUGAGCUGAUUGGAAACCAAGUCAUCAUUUCAAACAUGGAGGUAAGCUAA